AUAAAUGUAUGUGAUGUGUCAUGCAAUAGAUGGAGCCUGUGAUUCAAUCGAAUGUCAACGGCGUGGAGACAUGCGCGAUGGAGACCCAGGACAUUGUCAAGGGUAUCGCAGUUGUCAGCAACGAAGGGAUAUCGGUCGGAGCAAACACCACAGACUGUGCAGUGGUCCUUGCGGCAAUUUGUCARCAGACUGCAGACAUGAUGACGGAUGGUGAGGCCAGUGAGAAUGAUGCAGGGUGUGUUGUUGCAGACGAGGAUGUGGUUAGGACGUCAGCAAAAACUCUCUUUCCCUAUGACAUCAAUUGGGUGCCUGGUCGUCUUCAACCGGGUAUCGUUGGAGGAGCGUCGUGCUUCGCGUUCAAAGUCAAUGUGGAAUGGGUUCCAUAUCCCGCCCCCAAAGCGACGUCGUGGAGGGGCGUGACUCUGUCAAUCAUCUUUGACAGAGUGCUGAGGUUGAACGAUGAGGUGAGCGCUGACGACAAAUCGCGGCAUGUGUUGAAACUGUGGCAUGUUCUGGACGCGAAGGGCGAAUUGAGGCUUAAUGAUUUUGAGUACGACAGUGUCGACUGUGGAGAGUCAUGGGCCAUUGGCGGGUUGGACACUGCAGCGAGUUCGCCGGCAACAGUUGAUGGCAAGGUGACCAUGGUAGCGAAACUGCAGACAGGCCAUUGGCUGCCCUUGGGGUGGAUGCAUGCAGGCAUGGUGGAGCAGUGGCAGUUCCUGGUGGUAGUGGCACGUGUCUCCAUUUUCAAUGCAGAUGUGAAGGACCACGUGCUGGUUGUGGAGCAUGCAAAGCGGUGCUGGGAGAAGAUAAGGGAGGAGGACCGUCAGAUGGUGUGCAUGGGUUACGAUUCCAUGCCAGACCAGGGGAUGUGGUCCAUGGUUGAGGGGAGUCCUGGUGGGCAAGGGCAGGGCGAUGGCGAGAACAGGUACAAGGCUUACAUCCGCCGCAGGCAUGGUUGCUCCGCCCUUGUUGGUUGGGUCCCGGCCGUAUGUCGCAUGGCAUACGAGCAAGGUGGAGAGAUGAUGAUGAGGUUCAGGGACCCGCUUGGUGUGCUGUUUCUGCUGACGUACUCGGAUGGCCUCCUGCGAGACAUUCGGUAUAUGGUGGCCGAGGACACCCGAGGUGGACAUCGGAGGCCGGGACAGACGGAGGAGACGCGCCCGGGACAUCUGGACGGUUUGUCUGCUGAGGUGGAGGGCCCAUGUGGCGGUGAGCGAGUUGCAGGGUGCUCUGCAGCGCAGGGUGACGUGGUCGGGACCAGCAAGACAGCGAUGUCCCACAGCCCGAGGAAGGUGAAGGCGGUUGUGUCGAGGCCGCGGAGGGGGAAGACGGUUGGUGACAAGCAAAAGAAGAACCCCCAGCCUGUGCCACAGACCGGUAACAAUGCAGAUGCGCCUGCACGGGUCCACAGACGCCGCAGACACCCCGGGAUGGCAGCUUUGACAGAGAUCAGGAAGCUGCAACGAUCCACCGACCUUUGUAUCCCUUUCAGGCCCUUCUUGCGCGUCGUCCGCGAGGUGGUGGAGAAGGACAUUACCCCUAAUAAGGACCUGAGGUUCGAGAUGACGGCUGUGUGUGCUUUGAUGGAGGCUGGGGAGGCCUACCUAGUCGCCAACUUCGAGAACACAAACGAAGUGGCGAUCCACUCGAAGAGAGUGACCAUCAAGGUGAGGGAUAUGAGGCUGGUGGAUAGGUUGACGAAGCCUCGCUGGGUGGAGAAAUAUCAGGGGAUAUUGGACGAGAGGGCUCGAGCUGAGGACAUGCAGCGAUGGAUGGAUGCCAGACAGGCUGAGAGGGAAGGCCGGGGAGCAGGCGCAAAGAAGAGAAAGCCACCGGCACCGAAUCCGUCAGCAGGAGAGGAGAUCAUUAGUGGCAGACCAUUGUGGGGGGGCUUGUUGGGUUGUGCUCUGGAGCGGCUUGGUCUUGCAACCUGCGAUGUCGAGAGACAGAGAGAAAGGGAAGAGGGUUGGAGGCUGAUUGCCAGCGAAACAAGGUUAUCGGUCAUUGAAGAAACCGGGGAGACAUCAGCAGCACAAGAUACGAGUGGGACGAUGGUGGUCGACGUGUCUACCAUGCACACAUCAACGACAGAGGACUUGAUGUAUAUGGACAUGUGUGAGGGUUUCUUCUUAGGGGAACAACAGUUGGCAGAGCGCAGAGACGAUGCAGAGCACAGAGAUGAUGCAGAGGAGGAGGAUGAGGAAGAGUACGAGGGGUCUGACGUGGAGGUGAGCGGCAGCGACGUCAGCAGCGACGAAGAAGACGACGAUAAUGAUGUGUACUACGAUCUCAAGACGGCCUGUGGACAAGUAACCAAAGGUUGGGCACAUGCAAUCCUCAGGUUGGCACGAGUAUUUCCCGAUCCGCACAACGUGCUGCGUGUAGUGUUCAAGGGGGCGACACCUGAUGACGGAAUGCAGUAUGCUGCAGUGACCAGCAUAAUGCAAUCCUGCAACAAGGGGGAAAAAUGGUCACGUGUCGGCAAGGGAUGGUUUGUUCUGGUGAACAGAGAGGCUGUGCUAGCAACAUCGCUGACAUGGGGACUGAACCUAAGUUGCCUCCUGCAUGGCGCAGAAAUGGACAGCGGUCCACGGGUGUGCGACUGCGGCGGACCUUUCAUGUCCUUACGGACUUUAAACUCGUAUCGUGCGAGGGCAUGCCCCGCCGUGGCGGAUGAGGGAGCGCAAAGGCAGGAGAAUGAUGCUGCCCACGACCCGGGACCAUCCAACAAAGGCGCAGCCAAUCUCGCUAGUGAUGAGAGCGAGGACGCAGGGGCAGAGGACGACGCGAAUGGGGCAGCCGGUGAUAACGCAGAGCCGGCAGCUCAACCCGUCGAGCCUUUUGACAGCUCGCGCAGGCUAGCAGCGCUUAUUUUCUCCGCCAGGGGCGGCGUCGGUAUGUCACAUACGGACGUUGAUGCUCUCUUGUCACUUCUCAAAGACCCGAGAUUCAGCGCGACGGACAUUGCGUACCGCAACAGUCGAGAGUGCUUCGCAUGGGCGGGCAGUCUAGCAGAGGCCGUUGGGUGGAAGGAGUUGGAUCUGCGUAGUGACGACUGGCCUCGAGAAGCGCACGCCGUUUUGUGGCACCGCGAUUGGCGAACUGCAUUCUUAUCGAUAAUGCACGUCACGUUGCAGAAAUGCGAGACGGUUCAUUCCCUUGAGGUGUCCCCGCCGUCGGAGGACAACAGUGUAUCCGGUCCACGCAGUGCGGCGCUCAGUUAUCACACGCAGUCAAUCAUUCGAGCGCACAAAGGUGUCGACGAGAAUGGAUAUUCACGAUAUGUAAUCCCUCUCUCACUGUACUCCGACAAGACACACACAGACGGUCGUCAGAAACAGACGGCAUACCCUCUUAUGAUGUCGCUAGCCGACCACGCGUCGGAAGCCACUCUGCUGGCCUAUCUUCCCGUGCUUCAUCAUCGACCCCGUGACAAAGGAUGGGGUCUACAGUCCACCGCAUUCAGGAAGCGAAAGACCGUCAUCUUCCACAAGGCCCUUUCGACGGUCUUGCAAGCUGCGAAGGAGGCAUCGCAUGACGGCAUCACGAUACCGUCGACGCGAUUCGGGGACGUGACUGUCCACCCUUUCUUCCUCAACUAUAUACAGGACUACCCAGAGCGAUGUGCGCUGGCGAAUGUAAAGUUUGGUGUAUGCCCUACAUGCACCGUGUCGAAAACGGACCUCGAUGUCGUGGCCGAUUUCACGGACAGCAGGAGAUCCCAGACGCUGGAAACUCAACUCGCAGCAGCUGUGUUCACGGCGGACGACGAUGACGUGCGCCGUGCGGCGGAAGGGCGAAUGGCGGAGUUGGACAUGCAUAGGCAUGUUGAACAGAACGGCCUUUGGGGGUUCUACAGGGGGCCGAGUGGCGAUGAUCCUGAGCUAGACUACCACCUCGCAUUGCAACCAGACCGUAUGCACACGAUCGAACACGGCAUAUUCCUGCACAUGAUCGACGCAUUCAGGGCGGCAGCCUUUGAGAAGUUGCCGAACACACCGCAGACAGAGAUCCUGAAGGAACUCGAUGCGAGAUUGCAAUGCGUUAGUGAGAGAUGUACGCGAACAUAUCCCCAACUUGUGUUUCCCGUGGCCACAGGCAGCGAUUUUUUUUCUCGAGAGGGACGCUUCGAGGCGAAGCAAAACCGGUAUGUGAUGACAGUGUGCGUGUUCCUCAUUUUUAAUAUAAUCCCGCGCUCGACAGGCAAGGGAAUUACCGCUUGUUUUGUUAAGCUGAUGCAAAUGUACGUACCGUUGUUUCGGCGCACAACACACACUCGAGCUUCCCUCGACGAAUGUGACGCGUUGAUGACGGACUUCGUAACGACCAUCAAAGCGAAAUUGGAAAGAUACCAACCAUCAAAUUGGAAACUCCCGAAGUUGCAUGAUCUUAUGCAUAUGAGAACGAGUAUUGAGCGAUCUGGUGUGGCCGACACAUUCGCUGCAGACGUUUGGGAGCAUCACCACAGGAGAUUCUGCAAACAACCGUACAUGUCAUCGAACAAAAAGAAAGCGUCAACCCAGAUGGUCAACCACGUGCGCCGGUCGCUGGCGUUGCAGGAGGAGACCGGAUUUGUAAGGAAAAGGAGGAAGAGGGCCGUCGAGAAUAGGUCUUCUGUGACCGACUGUAUGGCAACGGGGAUGAACACCCUGGCACUACGCGAUACGUCAAUCCUUCAACUGCGCUGGUUCGACAUCGAUCAGGACCAGAUAUGCGAGGUGGAAGGCAUUGACAGUCAUGCGUGUAAGAUACUUGAAGAGCUCCCUUUCAGAACCGAUUUUCGAGCAGCGAUUACGACGUACAUGGCAGAGAAUGGUUGUCAACCUCCUCCUGAUGAUCUCGCUAUACACACACGAACACAUAUCGCCAUCGCUUGCAUGCAGGACGGAACAAACAGGGGCACACUUGUUCAAACUGCACGAGCGUCGCCGCGGUUCUACGGGAGACCAGUGCACAGCGACGUCGCAAUAAGAGCAGCCAACGAAUGUACGUGGUUCGCAUCAGUGGCCAUGUUUUUCGUCGUCGAUGCACCCACAGACGGCGGUAAUGUGGAACACAAGUGCGCUUUUGUGCAGUGGUACACAAAGGUUGACAGUGAACGCAAACACGUGACAUGUUGCAAGGAAUUGAAAUGGGAGAAGGCGAAUGGACAUCAGCACAGCAGCGUCGUUUCAACCGACACUAUCGUGGACACCGUUCACAUUGUUCCGCGCUUCUUGGAGACAAUCGAUAUUAGAGGGUCUGACGACAGGCACAGCGGACCCCAAGUGGAAGAAGAGGAGGAACACGACCGUUCCGCGCCAGAGAAGUCAGAUGGUGCGGAGGACGAGGAGCCAGGAAACGAGGGAGACGACAGCGAUUCUUCCUGCAGACAAUCGCAAGACACCAAUGAGGACGACGACAGCAACGGCAAGUCGGCCAGCGAGAGAACCGGCGAAGACCAGAGCGCCGCUUCGGAAAGAGGUGGUUCACCAUUUCCUUCAAGGACGCUGCGCAGAGAAGGAGAACGACAGGCACGCAAUGGCAGCGACACCGAGGAGCGUGUCGGUGACAGACAAAUCGUACAGCACGUCAGCGCCGCCGGAAAAGUGCGCGCAAGCGGCGGAGCCGUGCAAGGACGGAAGGACGAGGGCGCCGCAUUCGCGAAGAAAAUGAAGGGCAAGCUGUUGCGUUCCGUCGCCAAAGCCUUUGCGUUCUCUGCAGCAAACGACGCAACUCUGUACCCGACAGAGGACGCGUUUUUCGCGGCGGUGCAAGCGACGGCGAAACUGGCAGGGGAGACAACAGAGGAAGGGUUGCGGUCUCACAUAGCAGAGUGCGGGAUUCGAGCUGUCAUAGGGGAAUGCAACAGAAUGAUGACGACGAUCCGCGGAGAGAUUACAUGGCAGCUGAAACAUUGGUUUUGGGCUGAAAAAAGGAUUCCACUCUUCGGAUCGCAGCAAACGGACCACCACCUCCCCGCUCGCAACAAGAUGCGCACCGAGAUGAAGGAGAACAAGACGUGGAGACGGAGCGGCGACGAUCCGUGGGGCGCCCCCGCCUUCAAGACGGCACUCUUAAAAGUUUUUCAGAUGAGGAAGGAAGGCCGGAACCUGGGCGUCACCCUGCAGCAACUGGCUUUUGCGGAGAUGGUCAUUCAAUGUGAGAUAGAACAGACAACGAAGACGACACGAGCUGCAGAGCAGAUAGAAAAAUUGGUAUCUAUAAAGCAGGCAAUUGUCUCAUCUCUCCGUAGCCGAGACACUGUAAUUAGUUUUUCCGUCUUCAAACUGGACUGUUCCGUAUCCGUGACUGAGAAGGCAGCAGCGCUCUUUCGCUCUGGCACGCCGUCUGUCCACAGGCCUGGGCCUCCAAGCACCACAAUAACGGAUGACGAUUACGACAUCGAGUUCAUUCUCCCUUAGAGUACAGCAGCCGGAGACGG
This is a messenger RNA of Chara braunii, 6427 nucleotides long. NCBI's taxonomy places the organism in Eukaryota, Viridiplantae, Streptophyta, Charophyceae, Charales, Characeae. The record is from the annotation of a GenBank genome assembly.